UUCCAAGGCACUUCCGUAAUAGCAGCUUUCUACAGAAGGCGCACCUUUGGUUGUUUAAUCACUCAGCUAUGCGAUAAUUUUCAGUAAGAUAAAUCACCAACAGACUCAUUUGACUUCUGCAGGAUGCUCUCAAGUCUGCUGAGAGAGCACCAAGCUCGGCAACAAGCCAGAAAAGAAGAACAAGAAAAGAAGAGAAAAGAAGCCUAUGAAUCUGCAACUGCCUUCACACAUGCUCUUGUUGACCAUUUAAAUGCUGGGGUUGCCCAGGCAUAUGUAAACCAAAAGAAACUGGACACAGAAACCAAGAUACUGCAGAUUAAUGCAGGACAGUUUGCCAAGCAGACCAUGCAGUGGUUAAAACUGGUUGAGGAUUUUAAUACAGCACUCAAGGAAAUUGGAGAUGUUGAGAACUGGGCACGUAGCAUAGAGACUGACAUGAGAACAGUAUCAAGUGCCCUGGAGUAUGCCUAUAAAGCUGAAAAGCAGCAGAGAGAGUGACAGAUAGACAGGAUGAGUGAAAAGUUGGGUGUGAAAGCAGUGUGCAUUUCAAGUUGAAUGGACUGAUACACCUUCCUUUGAAUCAAUACAAGGGGAUUAAAGUGCAAUUUUAAAGGUCAAGGAAAAAGAAUAUCUGUAGACUCGUUUUCUGUAUGUUAUAUAUUCAGAAAGAAUAUUGGUGAAAAAAGCAAAAUGCUUCAUAAUCAUUGUUAAAUUGUAAUUUAUCAAAUUUCAUAGUUCGUUAAAUCUUGGUUAAAUUAUGUUUAUUCAUGUUAUCUGUUAGCUAUAAUGUAAAUAAAUGUACAAUUGUCAGGUUUAGGAUUUAAAAAAUACCAAAGUAAAUUAUGAAUAUUUUUCAAGAUUUUGAAUAAUUUAAAAUGUUAUUUUUUAUGAAGGAGGACGGGCAGUUAAAACUAUUGGAAAAUGCUAUCUACUAGCUGUCUGUUACCUUAUUUACAGUUGUAGGAUUAUCUUACAAUUUCUUUUUUUUUUUGUAUUUUUCGCAAAAGAAAAUGAGAAAAAACUUGUAAAAACAUGAUUUUAUUUAUAAAUAAAAGUAAAAAUGUGAAGCAUUUGUACACCUUAUA
Molecule: messenger RNA, 1085 nt
Organism: Lingula anatina
Lineage: Eukaryota; Metazoa; Brachiopoda; Lingulata; Lingulida; Lingulidae
Product: biogenesis of lysosome-related organelles complex 1 subunit 1
Biological process (GO): endosomal transport
Cellular component (GO): BLOC-1 complex
Source: RefSeq, a predicted model, not a curated record